Molecule: messenger RNA, 348 nt
Organism: Pedinophyceae sp. YPF-701
Lineage: Eukaryota; Viridiplantae; Chlorophyta; Pedinophyceae
Source: the annotation of a GenBank genome assembly
AUGCCGACGACUCAGGCGUACAUUGGGCCGGCCGUGUGGGUCGACGGGACAGACGGGCCCGCGGAGGAGCUGCACAGCCUCGCGAAGAAGAUCCAGGACAGGCACCUCGGCGCAAUUCAGACGGACACGGGCAACUCGAAAGAGAAGGGCGGCGGGCAGCAGAGCACGCUGCUGCAGGUGUUCGAGGCGCGCCUGCGACAGCUGGACGCCAUGAUUGAUGCAGUGGCCGCAGCGGAGACCAGGCUGCGCUCCGCAGCGACAGCGGUGCACGCCGCCGCGAAGAAGGACGUCGUGCAUGUGCCCGGCGGAGCGCCCGGGCUGCUGCGGGGGACGGGUGCCGGGGCGUAG